This is a messenger RNA of Cheilinus undulatus (humphead wrasse), 2577 nucleotides long. Its product is annotated as potassium voltage-gated channel subfamily B member 2-like. The coding region runs from base 1 to 2577 and encodes 858 amino acids. Gene Ontology annotation, biological process: potassium ion transmembrane transport; protein homooligomerization. The record is from RefSeq and is a predicted model, not a curated record. Gene Ontology annotation, molecular function: protein binding; delayed rectifier potassium channel activity. Gene Ontology annotation, cellular component: voltage-gated potassium channel complex; membrane. The transcript has 2 exons. NCBI's taxonomy places the organism in Eukaryota, Metazoa, Chordata, Actinopteri, Labriformes, Labridae.
AUGACGGACAGGGCGGGCUACAGCACUCCUAAGGGCAACCCCCGGCCCCCUGUGCCCCCAGUGCUGCCCCCUGAGCCUAUAGACAUCAUCCGCAUUAAGGCCCGUUCCCGGAGGGUCCGGCUCAACGUUGGGGGGCUCACACAUGAAGUCCUGUGGAGGACACUGGACCGGCUGCCCCGGACACGGCUGGGACGGUUAAGAGACUGCAACACCCAUGAGUCUUUGCUGGAGCUCUGUGAUGACUACAGCCUCACAGAGAACGAGUACUUCUUCGACAGACACCCCGUGGCCUUCUCCUCCAUCCUCAACUUCUACAGGACGGGGAAGCUGCACAUGAUGGAGGAGAUGUGCGCCCUGUCCUUUGGACAGGAGCUGGACUACUGGGGCAUCGACGAGAUCUACCUGGAGUCGUGCUGCCAGGCCAGGUACCACCAGAAGAAGGAGCAGAUGAACGAGGAGCUGCGGAGGGAGGCAGAGACGCUGAGGGAAAAGGACGGAGAGGAGGAGGAUCACGGCUGCUGUCCUGAGCAGAGGCAGAAACUCUGGGAUCUGCUGGAGAAGCCAAGCUCUUCUGUGGCCGCAAAGAUCCUGGCGAUGAUCUCCAUCCUGUUCAUCAUCAUCUCCACCAUCUCGCUGUCUUUGAACACUUUGCCGGAGCUGCAGGUUGUGGAUGAAUUUGGACAGUUCAGUGACAACCCCAGCUUAGCCCACGUGGAGGCGGUCUGCAUCGCCUGGUUCACCAUGGAGUAUCUGCUCCGCUUGCUCUCUGCACCUAACAAGUGGAAUUUUAUCAAAGCCCCUCUGAACAUCAUUGACUUACUGGCUAUACUGCCUUACUAUGUAACUCUCUGCCUAACUGAGUCCAACAAGAGCGUGCUGCAGUUUCAGAAUGUACGCAGAGUCGUCCAGAUCUUCAGAAUUAUGAGAAUCCUGAGGAUCCUCAAGCUCGCUAGGCAUUCAACAGGACUCCAGUCCUUGGGCUUCACUUUGAGAAGGAGCUACAACGAGCUGGGCCUGCUGAUCCUCUUCCUUGCAAUGGGCAUCAUGAUCUUUUCUAGCUUGGUGUUCUUUGCUGAAAAGGAUGAGGACGCCACUAAAUUCACCAGUAUCCCUGCCUCCUUCUGGUGGGCUACUAUUACCAUGACCACAGUUGGGUAUGGAGAUAUCUACCCACAAACCCUGCUUGGGAAGAUUGUAGGAGGACUCUGCUGCAUAGCAGGGGUGCUGGUCAUUGCCCUGCCAAUCCCAAUCAUUGUGAACAACUUCUCAGAGUUCUACCGAGAGCAGAAGAGGCAGGAGAAAGCCAUCAAGAGGAGGGAGGCUCUGGAAAGAGCCAAACGAAGUGGGAGCAUCGUAUCAAUUAAUCUUAAGGAUGCGUUUGCCCGCAGUAUGGAACUCACAGAUGUGUUAGUGGAAAAGAGAGAGGACAGUAAGUGUCCUGUGGACAAUCAUUUGUCCCCUAGCCGCUGGAGCUACCACAAACACUACACCAAUGCAGAGGUUGGUAGCCCAGCAAAGUCCCAGCUUUCACAUUACCAGGAGGUGGCUCAGCGCGGAUCCCCUGAACGACUCAAACUUUCCUCCAACAAAACCACGCCCCAACACCUCACCUCAAAGCGACUUGACGACACGUACAACGAGAAAGCAACGAUCUCAGAGCAACAGGACAAAAAGGCAGAGGAGAUAAAAGUGCUGACCUCAGCCCAGGCUCGGAAGAUAUCCCCCAAUCUGGGCAGAAGAUUCUCCAGAGCAGAUGAAGACCUGUCAGUGGAGAGAGGAGAGCGAAGCUCCAAGCUUCCCAGUACUGAAGUGGGUCAGACUGGUGGGAGACAUCAGCACAUCCCCCCUCCACUGGACCUGAGUCAGAUCAGCAACAUGGAGGUGAUGCGGGGCUCUGAGGCCGUCCAACCAAUGAGCAUCAUCAAAGAGGGACUGUAUGAGUUUGUGUCCACCCCCAGAGAGAGUGGGGCUGCAGACGCGGGGCCACAGAGAGUGGAUAACCUUGGCGUGACCUAUGACACCGUCUGCAGCUCCCUUCGAGAUUAUAAAAGCCCUCAAAAGACACGGAGCCUAAAGGUCGACCUAAUUGAAGCUAAAGAUGACGUUCUCAUGGCUGUGAUGACACCUGUAAUGACCCAAUCUGCCACCGGUUCAACCAAGGGCGCUCAGCUCCUUACAGACGAGCUGAUUCCCAGGUUCUCUCCUUCUCCUGGCUGUUCGACGCAGGACGUUAAGUCUCCGCUGGCAACACUACAAUCUCCGUCUCUGCCACACAGAUCUGUCAGUCCAAGUAACUCCCCCAGGGAAGGUGAGGGCUCAGCAGGCAGGAGCUUAGAAGGUGAAGGGCAGCACACGGGCUUAAGCCACCAGGGUAGGAAUCACAUGGAGAGGUCUGCUGUUGGCUCCAGCAGCACUAUUAGCCCACUGUCGGCUAAAGGUAGCCCGUUCAACUGCAUCCAGGAGCUUGUAACCAUGGAGGGAGAAGGAAGAGAGGUAGCAGAACAGAGAGGAGAGAGGCGAGAAAACCACAUCGCUAUGGACGGGAGCCUGACGCCACCGUGUGAAACAAGCAUGUGA